AUGAUUCCAUACUUCCAGUCUAUUCUCCCCAGAACCACUCCUCAAGGUGGAAACUUGCCCUACUGGCUCUUGUUUAUUUCCGUGGUAUCCGUUUUCAACUCGUACCAAACCUACAGGUCCAAGGAUUUGGAAUUGACUAAGAAGGUUUACGAAAGAGAAGCCACCUCUGACCAUCCACGUCCUCAGGUGACUCACUUGAGCGCCAGGACCUUUGGCACCUGGACCUUGAUUACUUCCAUUGUCAGAUUCUACGGAGCCUACUUCUUGGCCAACAAGCAGAUCUAUGAACUAGUCCAGUUCACUUUUGCUGUGGCUGCUUUCCACUUCAUCAGUGAGUGGUUGGUGUACAAGACCUGCAAGUUGGGCAAGGGACUUGCUGGACCUUUGGUUGUUAGCUCAAUCAGCACGGUCUGGAUGUUCUUGCAAAAGGACUUCUACGUUGGAGCUUAUUAG
Molecule: messenger RNA, 453 nt
Organism: Scheffersomyces stipitis CBS 6054
Lineage: Eukaryota; Fungi; Ascomycota; Pichiomycetes; Serinales; Debaryomycetaceae
Gene: ERG28
Product: Erg28p
Exons: 1
Coding region: 1-453 (150 amino acids)
Cellular component (GO): membrane; endoplasmic reticulum
Molecular function (GO): protein-macromolecule adaptor activity
Source: RefSeq, a predicted model, not a curated record